AUGGGUGCCUACAAGUACGUUCAGGAGCUCUGGCGCAAGAAGCAAUCCGAGGCCCUCCACUACCUCUUCCGUCUCCGCACAUGGGAGUACCGCCAGCUGAACGCGAUCAAGCGCUGCAGCCACCCGACUCGCCCUGAGAAGGCUCGCCGUCUGGGCUACAAGGCCAAGCGGGGCUAUGUUGUCUAUCGUGUGCGUGUGCGCCGCGGCGGACGUAAACGCCAAUGCGUCCACGGCAUCUCGUAUGGUAAGCCGAGGAACAUUGGUAUCGUCGGCCUGAAGCCUAGCCGCUCGCUACGCGCGCUUGCCGAGCAAAAGGUCGGGCGUCGUCUUCCGUCUCUCCGCGUCUUGAAUUCCUACUGGGUUGCCCAGGACGGGUCCUACAAGUGGUACGAGGUCAUUCUCAUCGAUCCGUUCCACCCGUGGAUCCGCAACGAUCCAAAGAUUAAUUGGAUCUGCAACCCGGUCAUGAAGCGCCGCGAGUGUCGCGGUCUCACCUCUGCCGGUCGCAAGGCCCGCGGUCUCCACAACAAGGGUAUCGGUGCGAUGAAGCUGAGGCCGUCGAAGAGAGCCGCGUGGAAGCGCAACCACACCCGCUCCCUCCGCCGCUACAGAUAG
Molecule: messenger RNA, 615 nt
Organism: Giardia duodenalis
Lineage: Eukaryota; Fornicata; Diplomonadida; Hexamitidae
Product: Ribosomal protein L15
Exons: 1
Coding region: 1-615 (204 amino acids)
Biological process (GO): cytoplasmic translation
Cellular component (GO): ribosome; cytosolic large ribosomal subunit
Molecular function (GO): structural constituent of ribosome; RNA binding
Source: RefSeq, a predicted model, not a curated record